GUAGUCGACUGCCAGGAUAAGUUUACAAGCAAUCUUUUAUUAAACGCUCAGAACGUCAUUACAAAAGCAGCGUAAUCAGGACAAAAGGGAUAAGCAGCAUUUUCACUUCUUAGUAAAUAAAAAAUAUUUUAAAAUAUUUUAACGAGAGGAGAAAUGUGAGCUGGUUGCUACGGGAACCGCAUGAAAGAUCGCGUGCUAGAUAAAAAUCUUAAAAUGAACAAAUUGUAGACGGUUUUGUGAACAACAGGUGAUGCGGCCUUCUUUAGAAAACGCAGUCAGGUGGAAAAAAGGUGAAAUAACUAAUAAAAAAAUAUAUCGUAACUACAGGGUCAACGCUGAGUUCAAAGGUGAAAGGUGAGACGCGCCACAGCGCCGUUGUCUACAGCUCAACAUGGCUAAACAUCAUCCUGACUUGAUCUUCUGUAGAAAACAAGCCGGUGUCGGUAAGAACGGGAGCUCCUUUUUAAAAACAACUCUUUUUCUUUUAGUUACUAUGCCCAGAAUAGUCGAUCUAGACGGCAGUCGGCACCCUUGGUCCUGCAGAGCCACCAUCCCGCAGGUUAACGCCCCCUCGACGGGUGACCCGCUGGUCCAGCGUAGCCGUUCUCCUGCCCCAGGCGGGACUAAGGGGCUCACGGCCGGUGUUUCGCCGUCGAUGAAUCUGAUUGCGUCGCUCUGCUCCCUCCCGCAGAGAGACGGCUGUCCGAAGAUCGUGAACCUGGGCAGCUCCAAGACCGACCUCUUCUACGAGCGCAAGAAGUACGGCUUCAAGAAGAGGUGAAAGGGGAAAGGUCGGGAGGGCGCCCAGAGGUCGAGAUGUCCCGCCUCCAGUCUGGUGUCCAAACCAAGAUCUUGCUUUUUUUUUUUCACACGUGUAGGAUUUUCGAAAUGUAAUAAAGGUGUUUUUAUACUGUG
Lepisosteus oculatus (spotted gar) is the source of this 915-nucleotide messenger RNA. The record is from RefSeq and is a predicted model, not a curated record. NCBI's taxonomy places the organism in Eukaryota, Metazoa, Chordata, Actinopteri, Semionotiformes, Lepisosteidae.